Messenger RNA from Manis pentadactyla (Chinese pangolin), 1848 nucleotides. Its product is annotated as ubiquitin-fold modifier 1-like. Gene Ontology annotation, cellular component: cytoplasm; nucleus. NCBI's taxonomy places the organism in Eukaryota, Metazoa, Chordata, Mammalia, Pholidota, Manidae. The record is from RefSeq and is a predicted model, not a curated record. Gene Ontology annotation, biological process: protein K69-linked ufmylation. Bases 1326 to 1580 code for a protein of 84 amino acids. The transcript has a single exon.
UAUAUAGGUCAGAAACUUAGGUCUCCAUAAAGAAAGGAAGACCAUUAAAGAAGGAAUAAAUGAAGAUAAAACAAAAUCUUUUAUUUUUCUUAUUUUUCAUUGAUCCAACAAUAAAGUUUGUUCAAAAUAAUAUAUUAUUCAUAAAAUGUGUUGAGUAAUUAUAGUCUAUGAAAAAGUGAAACGAAUGAUAGCAGUCUUACAAAGGGUAAGAAAGAAGAAUUGGCUGUACUCUGUUAUGAGGUACCUGCACUCCCUGUGAAAUGGUAGUGUUAUUUGAACAUGGACUUGGAUUAGUUGUAAGUGUAUAUUGCAAACUCUAAGACUACCAGUAAAAGUUUUAAAAAGUAUAAUUGAUGUGCUAAGAAAGAAGUGGAAUAAUAGAAAAUACUCAAUUAAAGCCAGAGAAGGCAAAAAAUAAAAAUAAAAAAUGGAACACACACAAAAGAAAAAAAUAAAGGUCAAUGAAUAUAAAAAAGUUACAAAUAUGGUCAAUAUUAACCCACCUUGUCAAUAAUCACUUUAAAUGUGAAUGGUUUGUACACACCAAUUAAAAAACUCUAGAGACUAUCACAGUGGAUAAAGAAACAAGACCCAACUCUAAGUUGUCUACAAGAAACCCACUUUAAAUAUGAAGGUACAUACAGAUUAAAAAUAAAGGGUGGAAUGGAGAGAGAUACAGCAUGCUAACACUAACCAAAAGAAAGUGGACAUAGCUGUAUUAAUUUAAUUAAUUAAGUGUAUGCACUUAACAAGGGCAACAAAAUAUGAGGCAAAAACUGUUAGAACUGUAAAGAGAAACAAAUCUAUUAUAGCUGGAGAUUUUACACCCUUCUAUUAGUAAUUAACAUAUCUAGAUGGCAGAAAAUCAGUAAGGGUAUAAUUAUACCAAAUAGCACCAUCAAUCAACUAGAUCUAAUUGACAUCUACAGAAUAUUUCAUCCAGCAAUAGGGGAAUACACAUUCUUCUCAAGUUCACAUGGAACAUUUACAAGCUAGAUCACAUUCAUGGGUCAUUAAAAUACACCUUAACGAAUUUAAAAGAAUAGAAAUGACACAAAAUAUCAUCUCAGAUCAUGGUGGAAUUAAAAUAGACAUCAGUAACAGAUAGCUGUAAAAUCCCAAAAUAUUUAUAGAGAUUAAACAAUAUGCCUCUAAAUAGUACAUGGGUCAAAGAAAUAGAAAUCUCAUGAGAAAUUUUAAAAUACUUUGAAUCACAUGAAAAUAAAAAUACAAUUUUUCAAAAUUAAUUGAAUGCAGCAAAAGUUGUGCUUAGUGGGUGCCACCGGCAGUGUUGGCAGGGACUCUCCAUCCAGACUGGCUUCACCAUGUCCAAGGUUUCCUUUAAAAUUAUGCUGAUGUUGGAACCACGGCUGCCAUACAAAGUACUCACUGUUCCUGAAAGUACACCUUUUACAGCAGUCUUAAAGUUUUCAGCAGAAUUUAAAAUUCCUGCAACAACAAGUGCAAUCAUUACCAAUGAUGGACUAGGAAUGAAUCCUACACAGACCACUGGAAAUGUUUUUCUAAAGCAUGCUUCCAAACUGGGAAUUAUUCCUAGAGAUCGUAUUGGAAGUAGAUAAUACCAGCUAUUUGGAACGUAGGAUUACCUUUCAAAAUAAAUAUUAGUAUUGUUGUAAACACCAAUAGUAUAUGAAAUAGUGAAAGGUGACUCUGUCAUUCUGUAUUCACACUCUUCAUGUGAAAAAGAUUAAUGCUUGUGUGUUGAAGGUACCAUCUCAGAAGAUCAUAGUCUUUUCAUUGAUACCUCUCAGCACACACAAGUAGUUCAUUUGGGGUCAAUGGAUUAUCCAACUGUGUUUUAUAUCUGGAGGAUGCUUCUGAAAAUUC